Messenger RNA from Chelmon rostratus (copperband butterflyfish), 1392 nucleotides. RefSeq names its product lysophosphatidic acid receptor 6. Gene Ontology annotation, cellular component: membrane. NCBI's taxonomy places the organism in Eukaryota, Metazoa, Chordata, Actinopteri, Chaetodontiformes, Chaetodontidae. The transcript has 2 exons. The coding region runs from base 265 to 1230 and encodes 321 amino acids. The record is from RefSeq and is a predicted model, not a curated record. Gene Ontology annotation, biological process: G protein-coupled receptor signaling pathway. Gene Ontology annotation, molecular function: oxysterol binding; G protein-coupled receptor activity.
AUUAAGAGUCUUGAUGAAGAGCAGCAUGGUAGUACUCAGUAUGUUCGGAGAGGAGCUGAAUGGUGACACAAAGUGCAACAAACCAGCUGUUAUCCUGUGAGUUUUCAGCAUGCGGCGUAGCUUUCUGCAGCAGCAGCUCAGGCAAAGGAGUCACUGAACAACUUGUAACAGAAAACGUGAAGCCAGCAAUGCAGCAGCGUUUAUGAGAAUCAACCUACGCCGCCUGACUUUCGACUGCACUGACAACACGCUCAAUCUGCGACGAUGAACGCGACAGACGCCGACUGCAGCGCCCCUUCAGCAGAGUACCAGUACUACCUGUUCCCAGCGGUUUACAUUCUAGCCUUAGUCGUAGGUCUACCUGGAAAUCUGGCUGCCUUCUUCGUCUUCACCUUCAGGACCGCGUCCCGCACGGCCUUCAGUGUGUACAUCAGCAAUCUGGCUCUGGCGGACAUCGUCAUCCUCUGCACUCUACCCUUUAAGAUCCACUAUCACAUCAACAGGAACAACUGGAGUUUUGGGGACGUCGCCUGCCGCGUCACUGGGAUUCUGUUCUACGCCAACAUCUACAUGAGCAUCUGUUUCAUGACUUGCAUCUGUGUGGACCGCUACGUGGCCACUGUUCACCCGCACGUCUAUCUGCGGCUGCGGAGCCCCUGGUGCUCUGUGGUCGUGAGCGUCUUGCUCUGGUGUGCAGUUGGAGUGGCUAUGCUGGUCUUUGUGCUCAUGGGACCUCUGGAGACCAAUGCAGACAAAUCCGGAAGCCACAGAUGCUUUGAGAAUUUCGCCAAGAAUGAGUGGAACUCGCGUUUGGCGGGGUACAGCUUCCUGUGCCUGACGUUUGGCUCCCUCCUGCCUUCCUUGAUCAUCCUGGUGUGUUACCCGCUGGCUGCGAGGCGCAUUUCCAUGAUCGGGACUAAAACAGCACAAAAAGCCGUGAGGGUCAUUCACACCAUUCUGGCUAUAAUGCUGCUCUGCUUCCUGCCCAACCAUGUGGUCUACCUGCUGCACCUCCUGCGACGCAUAGACAUCAUCCAGAGCUGCUCUGCUGCCAACGCCAUCUACCACGCCAGGCGGGUAACGAUGGCACUCGUCAUCCUCAACACGUGCCUGGACCCCGUGCUUUACUACGUCACCACCAGCCACUGCAAAUGGAAGCACUUUAACAUAACAUGGCUUCGGAGAAGAAUCAGGAGGAACAGGGGCAUUUAUAUCAUCACGGUGAAUUGAGUGAACCUAGAGCGGUAACAGCACGUGUCGACUGUAAAUACAGCUCUGUGUACGCUUCACUGUCUCUGCAUGUGUAACUUCAGUGUCACAAAAAUUAUACUUUUCUAUAAAAGUGUUUAUUCAAGCUGGCUUUGUACAUCAAAAUAAAGGGAACAAACUAAA